This is a messenger RNA of Trichogramma pretiosum, 3569 nucleotides long. It is a transcript of the gene Chsy, whose product is annotated as chondroitin sulfate synthase 1. Gene Ontology annotation, cellular component: Golgi cisterna membrane. The transcript has 5 exons. Lineage: Eukaryota; Metazoa; Arthropoda; Insecta; Hymenoptera; Trichogrammatidae. Gene Ontology annotation, molecular function: glucuronosyl-N-acetylgalactosaminyl-proteoglycan 4-beta-N-acetylgalactosaminyltransferase activity. Bases 933 to 3236 code for a protein of 767 amino acids. The record is from RefSeq and is a predicted model, not a curated record.
GCACACCGACUAGCCAACAGCGAGACAGAGUUUUUUCGGAGCUGCUAUACAGCAGUAAAGACGGGCGAACCUGUUGGCUGUAUAGGAGGAAGCCAAGAGCGUGCAGAUGCUCGCUUUAAAUGGGCCUUGAGAUCUCCUUCGGCUCCUCUCCUACUCGAGCGUCGGCAAACGUGCUCGACUCUUGGGCUCGUAUUUAUAGAAAGGCGGACGAGCGCGCGACGCGAUGUACGAGUGAGUGAUACACGCUACCGAGUUUUUUUUUACAUCUUGUUAGUUACGCACUCGAGUAUAUAGGAGCUCGAGUCCUAAGCAAAAUCGGAACGCUGGCGGUGGCGGCGGCGGCGGCUCAUGUGUGCACAGUAGUAGAGGCGCACGUUAUACGCGCUUUGUUCCAAGGGCAGAGCAGCGUCGAUUACAGCUAAGCAAAUACAAAGUCGGUCGCAUCGCUCGCAGUUCAUUUCUCUGGUACUCGAACGGGGGAGCAUGACAGCAGCAGCAGCAGCAGCAGCAGCAGCAGCAGCAGCGGCGACGGCAACGGCGGCGUCGUCUGCCGCAACUUGGAUUACCGUUGACUGCUGCGGCCGCUUCUUACCGAUACUGCUGCAGAGAUAGCAGUCGCGCAGCUGCUAGCCGUACGAGCAGACGCGCGUCUACUCUAUACACCUUAUCUGCGGUGCGAUUCUAUUUUCGGCGGAUCGAACGAUAGCGCGUCGUUGUCGGAGUCGUGUAUCGGAGCCGAGCAACAUAGGCCAUCGGCUGCAGCUCUCGUUCUUGGGCCUCCUCAUCCUCCGAGCCGAUCCUGGUCGGGGCCGUGCCAUGCCUCGUCCGUCGCUGCUCGCGCUGCAAGCCAGGCCACCACCAACGCGACACGAGGGAAGCAGCAGCAGCAGCAGCAGGGCCGCCUCGCCCCGGAGCAGCUAGCAGCGGCCAGCAUGCGCAAGAAGCGACGCAACAGCUUGAGCAGCGCAGCCCUCGGCCUGGCCGCCGGUCUCCUGAUCGGUUUGCUCGUGCUGCAGCAGCGACAGCCGACCAACGUCUCUGCUGGUCUCUCCUCCGGCGACGCUCCGUCGACCCUGCACUACUACGGCGGUGUAAGCAGCAGCAGCAGCAACAAUGAUGCCAACAAGGGGCCCCCGGACACGGACGCGAGAGACCGAGAGCUGCUGUACGUCGGGGUGAUGACGGCCGAGAAGUACCUGGCCAGCCGAGCCAAGGCGGUCCUCGAGACCUGGGGUGCGGCGGUGCCGGGCCGCAUCGGCUUCUACUCGUCCGAGACGUCCAAGGUGCCGAGCGACUGUCCCGGGCUGCCCCUGAUCGCCCUGCCCCGGGUCGACGACAGCUACCCGCCCCAGAAGAAGUCCUUCCUCAUGCUGCAGCACAUGUGGCACAAGUACGGCAAUCGCUACGAGUGGUUCCUGCGCGCCGACGACGAUCUCUACGUGCGGACCGAUCGCCUCGAGCGGCUCCUGAGAUCGGUCGACUCGAGGCGCGCCCUCUACGUCGGCCAGGCCGGCCGCGGCAACUCCGAGGAGUUCGGCCUGCUCUCCCUCGAGUACGACGAGAACUUCUGCAUGGGCGGGCCCGGGGUGCUGAUAUCGCGCGAGACCCUGGCCCGACUGGUGCCCCACAUCAAGUACUGCCUGGCCAAUCUCUACACGACCCACGAGGACGUCGAGCUGGGCCGAUGCGUCCGCAAGUUCGCCGGCAUCUCCUGCACCUGGAGUUACGAGAUGCAAUCGAUCCUCUAUCACAACAGCAGCGGCAGUCUAGCGUUCACCGGGCGUCUCAAAAGCCGAGAGGUUCACCGGGCCAUAAGCCUGCACCCGGUCAAGAGUCCGCCUCACAUGUAUCGCCUUCACAACUACAUGCGGGGACUGAAAAUUCAAGAUUUGCAGCAGAAAAAAGUCGACUUGCGGCGAGAUAUCGAGAAAAUGCAAACGAGUCUGGCAGCCGACUCAACGAAUCGGAAAACGGAGCUUGCAACCAGAAAAAAAGCCGAGAGAAAGGAAACCGGUCACUGGGACUUUAUAUCGCGCUCCGAGUACAGCCUCAGCGACGCCAAUCCCCGGCGACGCCUGCACAGCGAUCUGCGCGAGGGCCUCGAGGACCUGACUCGAGAGGUCAUGGCGUCGAUAAACGCCUGCUCGAGGCAGCGGGGCCGCUUCGUCGAGGAGCGCCAGGCCCUCUACGGCUACCGCAGGCGCACCGGCAAAGGCGUCGACACGGUCCUCGAUCUGCUGCUCAUCUACAAAAAGUACCGAGGUCGCAAGGUCACGUUGCCGGUUCGACGCCACUUGUACCUGCACCAGACCUUUACCGAAAUGGAGUGGCGAGAUGUGCCGACGAGCGAGCUGGACCACAAGGUCGUUCACUUUCUCGUGCCGGUGGCGGGUCGUCUCGAGGCGAUGAUCCGAUUUUUGAACAACUACGAGCGCGUCUGCCUGCGAGACCCUCGACAAGCCGACCUCACCGUUCUCGUGGUCAUUCUGUAUCCGAGCAGCGAAGCCGACCUGCAGAGGGCGAUGCUCGAGCAACUGAUCGAGGAGUACGGCCACGAAAGGGUCCGCGUCGUACCGGGCAAGGACGGCUUCUCUCGGGCCCGGGCCCUGGAUCAAGCCGCCAAGCUGCUCGGACCCCAAGAUCUUAUGUUCUUCGUCGACGUCGACAUCAGCUUCGACUCCGAGUCCCUCGAGCGCAUCCGUAGAAACACCCUACGAGGCCAGCGGAUGUACUAUCCGGUCGUGUUCAGCCAGUACGACCCGUCGGUGGUCGGCGCGGGCAACGAAACCAGCAGUCUCAGCAGCAUCCGCCGUACCGAUUUCAACGAUCGGCUGGGCUUCUGGCGCAUCUUCGGCUUCGGCAUAGCCGCCAUGUACCGACAAGACUACGAGGCCGUCGGAGGCUUCGAUCUCAGCAUCGAGGGCUGGGGCAAGGAAGACGUCGAUCUCUUCGACCGAACGGUCAAAUCGGACGUGGAGAUAUUUCGGGGAGCCGACAGCGGCCUCGUGCACAUCUAUCACGGCGUCAGCUGCGACAAGGCCCUCAAGCUCCAUCAGUUGUCCAUGUGCAAGGGCACGCGAGCCGACACUUACGCCAGCACGGCGCAAUUGGCCGAGAUAAUCUACCGAAACCCCGUCUACCUAGACUUUGCCAAGGCCAGAAGAGACGAAGCUCAGGCUCGGGCUAAUGCUAACGCCUCUGUGGCAUCGGCCGCCAUAGCCCCAGCGGCUGCCUAAUCUUCUAUCAUUAUUCCAUUAGGCAGCUGCUACGGCCAAACAAGACUUUUCCUGUGCCGCCGCCGCUGCUCGACGCACUAGUAAUGUCUUCUAUUACGAUCAAAUAUCACGGAUAUUUAUAGCUGAUUUUUUCCACAUUUUUUUUUCUUGCUUCGACUGAUUGUAUUUGUGAUAUUGUGGUGUCUUUUAUCAAAAACACUUGACGAUGCUUACGUGUAUAAUAUUGUGUUUAUGUUUAUGUCAAAAUAGUGUAUGUCAUGAGUGUGAUUAUCGACUCGAUAAUGGUGUUGUGUUUAUCAAGUGCGUUUUUUUUUUAUAAAAGUUACCGCUUCA